Messenger RNA from Urocitellus parryii (Arctic ground squirrel), 3121 nucleotides. It is a transcript of the gene Ankrd35, whose product is annotated as ankyrin repeat domain 35. Lineage: Eukaryota; Metazoa; Chordata; Mammalia; Rodentia; Sciuridae. Gene Ontology annotation, molecular function: actin binding. The record is from RefSeq and is a predicted model, not a curated record.
CCGAGUCCGGUGGGUUUGGGAACCUGUGGCCCGGCUCUCCACGCGUCCCCGUCCCCUCUGUGGCCCCGGCCCCGGCCAUGAAGCGCAUCUUCUCCUGCUCCAGUUCACAAGUGGCGGUGGAGAGAUGGAACCGUCGUGAUCAGAAACUGCUGGAGGCGGUACAGAGAGGGGAUGUGGGACGCGUGGCUGCCCUGGCCUCCAAGAAGUCUGCCCGACCCACCAAGCUAAACUCAAACGGCCAGUCCCCGUUUCAUCUGGCAGCCUCCAAAGGACUGACAGAGUGUCUGACUAUACUUCUUGCAAAUGGGGCUAACAUCAACAGCAAGAACGAGGAUGGAAGCACUGCCCUGCAUUUGGCCACCAUCUCUUGCCAGCCACAGUGUGUCAAGGUCCUGCUUCGGCAUGGUGCUAAUGAAGAUGCUGUGGAUGCAGAAAACCGUAGUCCCUUACACUGGGCAGCCUCCUCUGGCUGUGCCUCAAGUGUGCUUCUGCUGUGUGACCAUGAAGCCUUCCUGGAUGUGUUGGAUAAUGAUGGACGUACACCCCUGAUGAUUGCAUCACUGGGUGGUCACGCAGCCAUCUGCUCGCAGCUGCUACAGAGAGGUGCCCGAGUUAAUGUCACAGACAAGGAUGACAAAUCUGCUCUGAUCCUGGCCUGUGAGAAGGGCAGUGCUGAGGUGGCUGAACUGCUCCUGAGCCAUGGAGCAGAUGCAGGGGCAGUGGACAGAACGGGGCAUGAUGCUCUGCAUUAUGCUCUGCACACUCAGGACAAGGCACUGUGGGGGCUGCUGCGGCAGGCCUGGCAGCGGCGCCAGCAGGGAGGUCAGGGGCUGGUUCUACACCCAGAUCUUGCCUCCCAGGCCUCUCCAUCUGAGACCCAGGUGGGUUCUCCACCUAAGAGCUCAUGGAGAGCAGAGUCUGAGGAGGAACAGGAGGAAGAGGAGGAUGAAGACCCGUGCUUAGAAGAAUGGAUAUGGAAAUAUGAAGAGGAGCGGAGGAAAGUUUCUCAGUUGGAGCAGGAGCUGGUGAGAAAGACAGAAGAGUGUAAGGCUCAAGAAGCAGCCUACUUGGGCCUGGAGAACCAGAUUAGAGAGCAGGUGCAGGAGUUAGGUUUCCUCUCCCAAGAGCUUGGAGUUUCAGGAGGACAGAGCGCUACUCUCUGGCCCGGGGAUGGUAUGGAGCAGGGCCGUCCCCUGGACUUGCUGRCUGAGUGUAUACAAGAGUUAAAGCAGCAGCAGGCAGCAGCCACAGCAAACCCAUUAGCUCCCAAAAGGAUUCAAGAGUCAACCCCAGAAGAGAUCCAGAAUGAAGUCCGUGGAAGGUCUCAACCAGAACAGGGGUCAGCCCAGAGCCCAAUGUCUGAGGUCAUUGGGAAAGCCACAGGACAGCAACUGACCACCAGUCAGGGACAGAUCCUUGGCCCUGAUCACACUAACCAGCUGUGUGCUGGCCAGAGAGAGAGACUCCAGGCCCCAGGCGUUGAACCAGUGGGUACUGCAGCCAUGAACCAACUCCUGCUCCAACUAAGGGAGGAGCUCGCUGCAGUGUGGCGAGAAAAGGACGCAGCCCGAGGGGCUUUGUCAAGGCCCAUUCUGGAGGGAGCCCUGGGAACUCCCCGCGCUGAGGCUGCAGCAGCUGCUUGGGAGAAAAUGGAGGCGCGGCUGGAGAGGGUGCUGGUCAGGCUGGACCGAGCCAAGGCGGGACUAGAGGUGAGACCUGAGGCCCCUGCCCAGGAGGACAGAACGGGUGUCCCCAAGGCAGACCCAGCGUGCAUCACAGAGCACCCCGAGGAGACGAAGGCUCCCGGGGCCGGCAGAGAGCCUCUGGGGGACUCUGGAGGAGAGCAGGCCCCAGGAGGCGGCCUGGCAAAGGCGCAGCUGGAGAAGGAGGUGUCGGCCCUGAGACUGAGCAACAGCAGCCUGCUGGAGGAGCUGGGGGAGCUGGGACGCGAGCGGCAGCGCCUGCAGGGCGAGCUGCAGUCCCUGAGUCAGCGGCUGCAGCGGGAGUUUGUACCUAAGCCCGAGGCGCAGGUCCAGCUGCAGCAGUUGCGGCGGAGUGUAGGGCUGCUGAUGGAUGAACUGGCCAUGGAGAAGGAGGCCACGGAGAAGCUGCGCAAGCACCUGGCCUCCCAGAGAAGCGGCCUCCGGGGUCUGUGGGACUGCCUGCCCCCGGACCUGGUGGGCAAGGGGAGUGCCCGGAGCAGAGCCUCGGAGCCCCUGGAGGAGCUGCAGGUCUGCGUCGGCACCCUGGCGGAGAGGCACCGCCAGGCCCAGCACAAGCUGGCUCGGCUGGAGGCAGAAAACCAGCAGUUGCGGGGAUCCCUGACCCCCAGUAGAGAGCUGGGCGCCCUCUCCCAGGUCCCCGUAUCCCCCCAAGUGGCCGCUCUGGAGCAGGAUUUGGGGAAGUUGGAGGAGGAACUAAGGGCGGUUCAGGCCACGAUGAGCGGGAAGAGCCAGGAGAUAGGGAAGCUGAAGCAGCUGCUGUACCAAGCCACGGAGGAGGUGGCUGAGCUGCGGGCCCGGGAGGCGGCCAGCCUGAGGCAGCACGAGAAGACUCGGGGUUCGCUGGUGGCCCAGGCCCAGGCUUGGGGCCAGGAGCUGAAGGCUGUCCUGGAGAAGUAUAACACAGCCUGCCGCGAGAUGGGUCGCCUGCGCGAGGCCUCGGCGGAGGAACGUCGCCGGAGCCAGGACCUGGCGGCCCGGGCCUCUGAGCAGGAGGGCCAGGCCAGCGAGGCGCGCGCGCGUGCAGAGCAGCUGGAGGAAACAGUUGAGCAGCUGAAAGAGAAGGUGGAGCAUCUCACUGGGGCUUGCCGGGACAAGGAGGCCAAGAUCAAGGAGUUGUUGAAGAAGUUGGAGCAGCGUUCAGAGGAGGUUCUUGCAGUUCGGGGUGAAAAUACUCGCCUUGUCUUACAGUUGCAGGAUUCCCAGAAAAACCAUGAAGAGGUCAUCUCCACCUACAGGAAUCAUCUGCUGAAUGCUGCUCGGGGCUACAUGGAACAGGAUGUGUACACUAUCCUACUUCGAAUCAUCAGCAUACAGGAGGAGUGAGGCAGCCUUGUUAUGUGCCCUCAGAGAGAAUGGGAUUUCUUUGUUGGAAUAAGAGCAUCCUUGGUUUACAGAGA